GGUGUACGUUUACAUGUGUGAUCAAGCACCAAACAUGGCGGCGCUUUUUUGGAGGCUUACGUGAAAGGUUAGACAUUUUUCCACCACCUUCGACACGAUGUUACGGAUUUGCCCCGGCUCAAGGAAGAAUCUCACUAAGUCUCAGAGGGAAGAGGGCUGUUUUCGUCGCCCCGUGCGGUUUAAUCUCCUCCGGACUUCACGUGAUACGGAAAAACGCCCCCCGUCUUCCUUUUGAGAGAGAGAGCCAGUGAAGAAAGAGGAAAAUGGAGGAGAGAAACCAGAGGGUGGUGGAGUAUUUUGUGGUGGCGGGGCUCACCGAGACCUCCAAGCCGCUAGAAGAGGAAAUCGACAACUCGCACAGAACGAUCGCCCCGCAGGACCCGAUCGUGGAGCUGGCCGUGAUCCACCGCGGACAGGGGGAGACGCCCCCGCAGGGCUUCACGUGUAUCGAACACACGCCGUUCGGUUUCCCCGCGGACCUGAACCACGGCAGCCUGCGGAGUUCACCCAUACACCUGUGUUACAGAAGAGGACGCGAUAAACCACCUCUCACAGAUAUAGGAGUUCUAUACGAAGGCAAAGAACGCGUCAUGGCCGGUUGUGAGAUCAUACACAGCACGCCGUACGGACGGCCCGCCAACGUCAAUAACAAAGCCCCCCUGGGCGGACACAGAACUUACAUCACCACUAGGAGAGCCUCGGAAAACGCCGCCCACAAUUCCCUAGCGGUCACGGACAUCUGCGUAAUACUGACCAACAAGGGGGAGACCCCGCCCCACGCUUUCUGUCAGAUAGACAAGAACCUUAACAAGGGCAUGGUUGGUUCAGAUGUCUUUCUCUGUUACAAGAAGUCCAUGGCCAAGAUGAACUACAUAUCUUACAAAGCAGGCUUGAUAGGAAGGUAUCCUAUGGAAGAUUACGAGAGUUUUCCCUUGCCGGAGCAAGUUCCCAUCUUCUGCCUUCCUAUGGGGGCCACCAUCGAGUGUUGGCCCAAGGAUGCCAAACACCCCCUCCCUGUAUUCUCCACAUUCGUGCUCACCAACGUGGAUGCCGAUAAGGUUUACGGUGCCGCCGUGUCGUUCUACGAGAGCUACCCGCCGGAGAAACUCACGGAGGAGCAGCGCAAGCGGCUGAACUACCAGACGGAGCUGGACAGGCAGACCAAGACCAUCCACACCAACAAGUGCAUCUCCCUCAUGUCCCACUGGCCGUUCUUCGACGCGUUCCGCAAGUUCCUGACGUACCUGUACCGUCUGUCGGUGUCGGGGCCGCACGCCGUGCCGCUGGAGAGACACAUCUCACACUUCAUGCACGACGUGCCGUUUCCCUCGCCCCAGAGACCAAGAAUACUCGUACAGAUGGGUGCUGUGGACUCCUUAUUGUUGAUGCAGCCUCACCAUUCUCCCCUACCCCUCAGUGGUGCCUCCCUGACAGCCCUGCUGACCAACCUGGGCCCAGACAACGCCAUGAACCUGCUGCUGUUCGCCCUGCUGGAGAACAAGAUCCUGCUGCACUCCCUCCGGCCAGCUGUCCUCACCAGCGUGGCCGAGGCUCUCCAACUGAUACUGUUCCCCCUCCACUGGCCAUGUCCGUACAUCCCCCUCUGUCCUCUGGACCUGGCUGAUGUCAUAAACGCUCCUGUUCCCUUCAUCGUUGGGGUGGACUCGAGAUACUUUGACCUGUACGAGCCUCCCCAGGAUGUUAUCUGUGUGGAUCUGGACACAAACUCUAUCAGACAACCUGGAGACAAGAAGCUUAUUAACCACAAGAUCCUCCCAAAGAAACCUGCAAAGCUGCUAAGAAACUCUCUAGUCCACCUGUGCAAUCAACUGAUAGAAGUUGAUAUUUUCCCAAGUAUUUACUUUGGUGUUCAUCGGCAGACCACACCGGACGAAGUGGCUGUGGACUUGGCUCCGUUAGACGAUGGUCUGAAGAAACAGAAGAAGAAGUUGUCCAUAGAGCUUGCCAUCCAGGAAGCGUUCCUGAGGUUCAUGGCAUGCCUGCUGAAGGGUUACCGACACUUUCUCCUUCCCAUCACGGAGAAGCCAACGGAGAGAACAACGGAUGCCAGCUCCCUGUUCGACCUGCAAGGUUUUCUGAGAAGCCGCAGCACCAACCAGAAGUUCUUCACCCAGAUCAUGAAGACCCAGAUGUUUAUCCGCUUCAUCGAGGAGUGUUCCUUUGUGUCGGAGAAGGACACCAGCCUGGCGUUCUUCGAUGAGUGCAUGGACAAGGUCGAUCCCGAAAGGUCGGACAGGCCUGACGAACAGCUUAUCGACCUGGAGGAAUCCUUUAAGAGCGAGCACACGGUGUUCGUGACUCCGCCCGAGCCGCGGGACCUCCCUGACGACAGGAAGUACAGCUACACGGUGUUCCCCGACCUGGACCACAGCCUGUUCCUCCGCCCCCCCAACCUGGCCAACCAGUUCAAACAAGUCAGCACCGCCAAGCCCAGCAGCCCCAUGGCUGUCACCAGACGCACCAAGGCCGAGCUCAGGCAGUCACAGAAGGUUGCUAAGAAGAACUCUGGGUCACCAAUGUUGUGGGCAAAACUGUUGCUGAGCCAUUGUUUCAGCCUGUGGUUUAUCUGCCUGCCUGCUUACGUGAAGGCGUCUCACUCCAAGGCCCGCGCCCUGCGUACUGCCUACGACAUGCUGGUCAAGAUGCAGCAUGCCUGCAGGAGAGACCACUUGGACGAGGUGUGCUACCGUGUGGUGAUGCAGCUGUGUGGACAGUACAGCCAGCCUGUCCUGGCUGUCAAAGUGCUGAUGGAGAUGAAGCGCAACGGCAUCACUCCAAACGCCAUCACCUACGGACACUAUAACAAGGCUAUUCUUGAGAGCCGCUGGCCCACGGGUAACAGAGACGGCUUCCUGCUGUGGACCAAGCUGCGUAACGUGAUCCUGGCCAUGGCACAGUUCCGGCGGGGGAUCCGGCGUGCCGCGCUGCAGGCCUCGGACAGCAGUGACGCGGACGCGGUCAGCCGGACCAGCGUGGAGAGCUUCCCCGGUACGGAUGGGACGUCCUCCCAUACAGGUGCUGAGUUUGUCAGCGAUGUCAAGCUGGACACACAUGAUAGAAUAAGCAUGGGUGGCCAAUCAGACCAAGGCUACAGCUCGAUGACGAAGGAGGAGGUUCGUCGGGGAGACAGUAGCGGCGUGACGUCCCCGCUGACUGACCAGGACCUGAACUCCACCACCAGCAGUCAGUCCAGUGACCUGAACGCACCACAGGACAAGAGCAGGGGCAAGCAGGACAACAGUUCAGAUAAUGAGGAUGAGGAUGAUACAAACGGCGUGGAUUCAGACGCCACCGUUCAGGAGCAGCCUAAGUUCGAGCCGGUGGACUACGACGGGCCUGAGCCGUUCCGUCCCCGCGUCAGCAGUAUUGUCCGUAACUCUGGCAGUAUGAGCAGCAUCAGUACGCUGAGGGGAAGCACAAGGAAGGAUAUUGAAGGCCAUGGAAGGCCAAAAGUGAAAGUGAAACGCUUGAUAUCUCUGCCCGAUGGCGUUGUACCUAUCGGUAGUGCAGCCGGACUUCUCAUCACCAGUCAGACCUCCGUGGAGGAGCCCGUGUUCCACGAGCGUUCCUACAGCCUCUCCGCCGCCAUCAGACCGGCGCGAUCCACCAGAAAGAGACACAAGAGCGCCGGCGACCCGUCCAAGAUGAAGCGCGCGGCCGGAGGCAGCGGGGGAAGCGGCGGCGGUGGUGUGGAGCGCCCUCGUUACCCGAGCGGCGACAGUAACGUCACGCUCACGGAGGUGCUGUCCCGACAGGGGAGUCACGAGAGCGAAAUGGACGCGGAGUUGAAGAUUGACCUGUUCAAAGGCGACGCCAGGCUGCUGUCUGGGUUGAGUCGAGACGACAGCGUCAACCAGGCCCGACAGAGAACUAAGGGCGCUUCUCGCCCGGCCAGCGUGGGCUGGUUCUCGGACGGCAGCCGCUCCCGCUCGAGCAGCGACGCCUCCGUCAUGAAACACAGAAAGGCCGCGGGGGCAGCGACGAGGUUGAAAAGAAGCUCAGGCGACAGUGUGAUGUCGAGGAAACAGUCGGAAGAGGAGGAGAAGAAGAAGAAAGAACUGGUCAGGAAAGACUCUUGGGAGAACCAGUGGGACCCGUUCUUGAACGAAGACCUGGAUAAGGAAGAAACGGAUGAAACAAAAGACGACGCAAAAGAGGAAUCUGAAGAAGCCAAGUGUAGUGCAGCCGGACUUCUCAUCACCAGUCAGACCUCCGUGGAGGAGCCCGUGUUCCACGAGCGCUCCUACAGCCUCUCCGCCGCCAUCAGACCGGCGCGAUCCACCAGAAAGCGACACAAGAGCGCCGGCGACCCGUCCAAGAUGAAGCGCGCGGCCGGAGGCAGCGGGGGAAGCGGCAGCGGUGGUGUGGAGCGCCCUCGUUACCCGAGCGGCGACAGUAACGUCACGCUCACGGAGGUGCUGUCCCGACAGGGGAGUCACGAGAGCGAAAUGGACGCGGAGUUGAAGAUUGACCUGUUCAAAGGCGACGCCAGGCUGCUGUCUGGGUUGAGUCGAGACGACAGCGUCAACCAGGCCCGACAGAGAACUAAGGGCGCUUCUCGCCCGGCCAGCGUGGGCUGGUUCUCGGACGGCAGCCGCUCCCGCUCGAGCAGCGACGCCUCCGUCAUGAAACACAGAAAGGCCGCGGGGGCAGCGACGAGGUUGAAAAGAAGCUCAGGCGACAGUGUGAUGUCGAGGAAACAGUCGGAAGAGGAGGAGAAGAAGAAGAAGAAAGAACUGGUCAGGAAAGACUCUUGGGAGAACCAGUGGGACCCGUUCUUGAACGAAGACCUGGAUAAGGAAGAAACGGAUGAAACGAAAGACGACGCAAAAGAGGAAUCUGAAGAAGCCAAGUGCAAUAGCAUCGGAAGGUCUAGGAUAAGACGGCCCAGCCUCACAGAGGCGUCCUUCCAUCCUUUACUGCCAUUGGACGAUGACAUGGACUCCAAACAGGAGAAAAUAGCAAAGUCAGUGCCAAGUGAACCGAAAGGUAAAAGCGAUAGAUCCCUGAGUCUGGCCUUAGAGUCGGACAUGCCCAAGUUGUUUCAGAACUUUGACAGCACGGGCACCUCUCCCACGUCAGCUAACACUAGUCCUCCUCGAGACGUGGUCCGACACAUGCACAAGUCCCCCAGCUGUCACGCCAAGCUCGGCUCGGCCGGCAGCCCGCUGGCCAACAAGUUGUCGGAGAGUCCAGACGAAUCGGGACUAGUCAUAGCGGUGGCCGCCUCCCUCCCCUCCAGAACACCUUCUCACAACAGACAGGGUUCUGGCUCCGGUUUCAGCUUCCUGAAGUCCGCCGCCGCCUCCAUGUUCAGUAGUGGCGGUCGGAUCUCCUCUCCUACGUCUUCUCCCAGCAUGCCUCGCUCCAUGAGCGAGGUGACCGGACUGAAGGACCGCGCCUCCCCGGCCCUCACGCCGGUCCACAGCCGCCAGGGCUCCGGCUCCAGCUCCAAACUGGACGUCUUCAAAGCCGCGGCCAGCGCCAUGGCCAGUAAGCUGAUGGGCAGCUCGCUGACCACCAGGACGGACAACAUGCUAAGGGCGCCGGAACUGGACAGCCUGGUGACCUUCGACGGGGACGACUCGGAAGGGGAGAGGACGCCAAAGAGGAGCUCCAGGAACCUGGACUACCUGAGCAGGAGUGAGACACACCUGGUGGGGACACCACCAGACAUGGCAGGGAGCCUCCCCAUACCGGGCAUGCUGAACCGUCGUGACUCGGUGGACAGCCACGGGUCGUCCCGCUACGCCAGCACACAGAGCAUCUUCCACAACUACGCCAUGGAGGUGCGCAUGAGCAGCUGUAUGAGGUGCUACAGCUGUAACGCCCUGCUGUACGACGAGGAAAUCAUGGCCGGCUGGACACCUGACGACUCCAACCUCAACACUGAAUGCCAGCAUUGCAAGUCUCUCCUUGUCCCCUUCCUUAAUGUUGUAGUGACUGACCUGAGAGGAGGAAGCAGGCAAUUUCUAACCCCCAGCCAAUCAAUAGAGAGCUUCCACAGUAUCCAAUCAGCUCCCCCGAUCCAUCCCAUGGCGACGGUGAGCCAGACCAGCCUGACGAGGACGGGGUCGGACCUGAGCGCUGACAGCCUGGUGCAGGUGGGGGAGGCGGAGGUGGAUGGAACAGCCAUGAGCCACAGCUACAGCCCUGCCAGGCCCCACAUCAAGCUGAAACACUCCCUGUCUGUGGAACACCCCCACACCAACUCUGCGCCCCAGCCCAUCCACAUCCCCGCGGACCGGCGCCGCUGCACCAGCGAGUGUGUCCCAGCGCGCAGGGAGUCGCUGGGAUCGUCCCUCAAGACCGGACCGCUCCUGAGUGUGGAGGAAGAACAGGACAAGAGUCUUCCCUCCAGCUUCAAGGACCAACAGGAACAGAAGGACAGUACGGUACAGGAUCCCAAGCCAGAUACUUCCACCUCACAGCAUGUGAAGCUGAGCGUAAGGGGAGGUGUGGUCGCCAAUCCGCGGGUGGUGGAGAUUCGCAAAGAGUGCCUCGGGUCCUUCAAGUACCGCCCGCAGCAACUCCCCGAGGCCGUCUGCUACCUGGGCAUGGGCGACGACGGGGAAUCCGAAGCCAAGAAAAAACCCAUCUGGUUGGGGAGGACUAAAGUCACACCGCUGGAGAACAAGCUGAACAGGCCCAAGUCUAAAAGUGUGGAAGCCCUGCUCGAAGACUCCGAUCCGAAGGUCACCAUUACGAGAAGCGCAAGUCUAGAAGGAAUAAGGUCUGCAGUGGAGAAUUCUGCUCAAUCUGAUGGUGUUGGAGAUACCGCGUUGACCAAUCGCCUGAGUAGAAGCGUUGGGAGCGGACUGGAUGAAACCGGUUCCGAGUCGCCGUCGUCGUCAUCAGCGGCGCCGCAACGAGUCGUGACGGGACUGGACGAGACGACGGGGCAGGUGGAUAGCAUGGACACGGAGUUCCUGGCGGUCGCGUCGCAGCGCCCGCAGCCUGACCCCAUCACGGUGCCGUACCUGAGCCCGCUGGUGCUGCGGAAGGAGGUGGAGAACGUGCUGGAGAGCGAGGGCGACGGCUCGCUCACCCGCGCCGACUUCGUGGACCAGCACCCCAUCAUCUACUGGAACCUGGUCUGGUACUUCCGCCGGCUGGACGUGCCCAGUAACCUCAUCGGGCUGGUGCUGUCUGCUGAGAUCACCACCAAGGCUGCAGAGAUCCCCAAGCAGUGGCUGUCAGCGGACAGUAAGCACGUGUGUGUGAAGGUUCUCUGGGACAACAUCAACCUACACGAAGAGCCAGGCCAGCCUCUGUACCUCAUGUGGAAUGCACAUGCUCAAAAGUCAUCCUUGGCACAUGCCCUGAUCACAGAGGAGAAGCUGUCGUCCAAGCGGUUCAUGCAGUCCAUAGUGACGAGUAUCCAGAGUAAUGACCUGCUGACUCCUAUGAAGUACAUGCUGCAGGAGUACCACAAACACAAGGCCACACAGGGGAGACACAGGAGUAUCUACAGAGAGAUACUAUAUCUGUCCUUAGUAUCUCUGGGAAGGGACAACAUUGAUCAUGACGCUUUUGACCGCGAGUACAAGCUGGCAUUCAGCCGCCUGUCGGAGGACCUGCAGGCCAUGACACAAGAAGACGACAAACCGCCCAGCGCACGAACUCUGUGGUGUCGGCGCAUCUUUAGCUCUCUCUACCUGUAGCUCAAGCUCCGCUUCAUGAUAACUUCUUCUACUUGUGUAUAAUCUUUACUACUUUUUAUUUGCUGCUGGGGUUCAAAGUUUACUACCGAUAAGAUUUAUCAAUAAUUAUCACCCGACUAGUUUACUUCUGCAAAGUGUUCUGUAAGAAAGGAACGUGUAUAUAGCUGUGAAAAAAAAAUGAUACAGUACAUUUAAAGUGUCUUUGUUUGCAGUCCACGUUAUAUAGAUACCUGGUCUUGCAAGUGAGUAUAAGAUUUUUGCUCUAGAUGGCUCUACAUGUAUAUUAUGAUGUUACCAAUGAUAGGAGCUAUGGUUUUUCUGCAUUUGUACAAGCAAACUUAAGGGGAAUAGUUUAAGGAGUAAGGGACGCUCAGCACUGUGCAAGUAGAUUUGUGGAACUCUGGUAGAAAGCAAUGAACAUUUAACAAAAGUAGAGGUACAACACACAAAGAAGUUUGUGGUCCUGUAAUGCAAAGUGUUAGUUUAUUGCAUGUGGUUAGUUGGUACAUAUAUUACAAUUUAUAACCUUAGAAAGUUUCUUAACUUCUCAUAGCCCACAAAGUGCAGAUUUUGUGGGAUUUGAGCUUCUCGUUUUGUUGAGCCUAAGGUAGGAAAUUGGCACCAUGGACAAGUAGCCUUCAUUUGUGUGAUAGCAAGAAACUUACAGAUACAAUAUUUCUACUCAAGGCUGGCAAAACUCCAGCUGCGUAUUGGAAAGGUUAGAUUAGCCUCUACCAGGCACCGCGGAUCACUGG
Molecule: messenger RNA, 8440 nt
Organism: Branchiostoma belcheri (Belcher's lancelet)
Lineage: Eukaryota; Metazoa; Chordata; Leptocardii; Amphioxiformes; Branchiostomatidae
Product: C-myc promoter-binding protein-like
Exons: 38
Coding region: 264-7685 (2473 amino acids)
Biological process (GO): regulation of Rab protein signal transduction
Cellular component (GO): cytoplasmic vesicle
Molecular function (GO): protein binding
Source: RefSeq, a predicted model, not a curated record